AUGCCCAACAGUGUCCUUCGUAACAGCGGCUUCUCCCGUUACGAUUUUGAAACCUCUCGUCCCAACCAAGUCCGUUCCUUUUCGCGACGAGUGCACUUCGAAGACGACGAAUCUCGCCACAACGAAGAGGGGGGUGACUUUUACUACUCUAGCACAACCUGGUUUGCGAGAGAGCAAGACAGCCCGAGUCGCCACAACGACAAGUCCGACGAUAUCACCAACAAAAUGUCCACCUCGCCUCCCUCGUUCGAGGUUCCCGAGCCGUGGCGCAAGACCAUGGCCAUGAUCAGCAUCAACGCGGGCUUCACCCCCCACCUCAUCCUCCACGAGUACUACAAGUGGCAACCCAUCCAGGCCGCCACGCAAACCUGCUUCACAAUGCUCAACUUCGACCACGACGUUAUGGCCAUUGAGCGCGGCAUCAGGUACAUCCACAUCUGCUACCGCGACAACGACCCCAGCAAGAUCUACCAGAUCGUUCUCACCCUCAGAGAGCGGGACCCCGUGACGAAACACGACGCCCUCAACCUCGUCACCCACACCUCGAUCCGACACGUCCUAGAGGAGCCUUGUGCCAACUGUCCACUCUGGCUGCUCGCGCGACCGGACGAGCACGACCCGUCGGACGACAGGUUCCACAUCCUCCCGUGUUGUGAUACCUGGUUCGACUCGAUGGAUUUCGAGAAGCCCCUUUCCGAUACGGAGAAGCGAUUUCCUGGCGUUGUGGACCGACUCAUCAACGAGCUCCACAGACAGACCAGCCUGCUGGCGGAGAAGGAGGAAGAGCUGGCCAUGCUCAAGGGUGCGAAUAUGGGUGGUGAGAACGGUCUCGCCCGUGUGCGUCAGCCUGGUCAGUUGGGUGCGGAGUCGCUUCUGCAGUGCUGGUGGCUUGGUGCCGUGCUGUUGGGUUUCUUGAUCGUGGUCAUCCUCAAGUGA
Molecule: messenger RNA, 936 nt
Organism: Cryphonectria parasitica EP155
Lineage: Eukaryota; Fungi; Ascomycota; Sordariomycetes; Diaporthales; Cryphonectriaceae
Exons: 1
Coding region: 1-936 (311 amino acids)
Source: RefSeq, a predicted model, not a curated record